This is a messenger RNA of Chenopodium quinoa (quinoa), 520 nucleotides long. RefSeq lists its product as uncharacterized. The transcript is spliced from 2 exons. The record is from RefSeq and is a predicted model, not a curated record. The coding region runs from base 49 to 393 and encodes 114 amino acids. Lineage: Eukaryota; Viridiplantae; Streptophyta; Magnoliopsida; Caryophyllales; Amaranthaceae.
AUAAAAUCUGCUAUCAUUUUAGCCAUUGAAGAGAGAGAAAAACAGAAAAUGGAGAAUAUCACAGCAAGUGAAAUUGCAGGUUUAGGGGUUGGUGCUUUCCUCCUUUGUGCCACUAUUGCUGCCCCUAAAGUUGAUGCCUUUAUCUCCUCUUCCCAAAGAAGUUCAUUGAAGAUGUGCAAGAGAUGUGGGGAUGUAAAGCUGAUAGCUUGCAAAAAAUGUAAAGGGUCCGGAUUAGUCAAACCGGGUGGAUUAUUUGGAUUGAAUAAUCCAAUGGAUGAUUUAGUUUCGAGUCGAUUCGAAUCGAAUGAGAGUUCAAUACCUUGUGUUAAUUGUGGAGCUAAAGGCCAUUUUCCUUGCCCUCAAUGUUACCAAGCUUCUAAUGAAUCACAAUAAGAUUAUUAUUUGAUAUCAAUGUAAAUUAUGGAGUAUAAUAGUUUAUAAUGAUACAAAAGUUUGUCCCUUGUUUUGAAUUAGAACUUACAAGAUUUUCUAUGAUAUAUUUACUUUGUAUGUUGGUUUA